Molecule: messenger RNA, 5475 nt
Organism: Daphnia magna
Lineage: Eukaryota; Metazoa; Arthropoda; Branchiopoda; Diplostraca; Daphniidae
Gene: Unr
Product: cold shock domain-containing protein E1
Exons: 14
Coding region: 1040-3880 (946 amino acids)
Molecular function (GO): nucleic acid binding
Source: RefSeq, a predicted model, not a curated record
ACAGUCGUUCUUACAGAAAACAGGGAAAACUCAACGACAGGACAGGAGACUUCUUUUCCUUUUACGCCACCAUGAGACGCUUUCGCUAAUUCCUGUUUAUUCAUAAAAAAACUAUCAUGGCGGCUUGUCUGCUGUGCCGUUGCGUUGGAUUACUGUAAGAACCCUACACCCAUAAGAGUUGGUCACCAUCUUGAAAUUGAAAAUUACUUCUAGUUGAAGACUCGGCGUGCUUUCAGCAAACAGUUCAGCCACAUUUAUCGUAACAUAUUUAAAGCUUCCCAUCCAUCAACAGUUUUUGAAACAUCAGCUCAUUUUCUAGUGUUAUUUCCCCUCUCGUAUAAGAAAAAAAAACAAAAAAAAAAAACAAAAAAUAUCUCUGUCUCAAGCCAAAAGAAAAUUUUCCUUAGAUAUUGUGUUCAGAUCUAUUGGCCUUUUGAAUUUCACUUUCUUUGGAACUAUUGUCAUUCAUAUCUGUAUCCCAAAUUGGUGUGCCAGUUUAAGUGAGAAUAAUUGUAUGGUUGUUGAAAAGGUGAGGAAGUGAGUGCUGACAGGAAGUAUUGCCUUGCGGCAACCAAUCAAGGAAAAGGCUCAGGUGUUGAUCCCACAUCCUCAUUGUCUUUGUUAUCCCCCUCUUUAGUUUACUGGUUUUGUUUGCUAUUCUCAGCCAUUGGUUGCAGUGACACUUUGAGUUCCAGCUAAAGUCUUCUAUAAAAGCUUUCACCUGCUUAGUGUUACAUAAAAGAAAAAAAAAGGUGUUACAACCAGCUGUAAUCAGAAACAAUCUCUUGAGCUAGGAAAUUUACAAGCAAUUUACCAUCGUUGCCUUAUCUGUGAUAUUGUUGUCGUACAUAAAAAAAAAAGACAAGUUAAAAGUAAUCUACUCAAAAAAGAAAAAAAGUAUAGUGUGUACCCAAUAUUUGAAUUCCCCUCCUAUUUUUUGUGAGUGCUCAGUGUCAAUCCUUCUAUCCGGAAAUCAUCCAUCUAGUUGUGUUCCUGAUCUUUCCUUCGGCGACCUUCCAUACUAAAAGUUGGAAGAAAGAUGUCGACGAAUCCACAAUGGAACUCAUCUCUCUACUCUCCCAAGCCUCCUGCACCAGCUUCCCUCCUCGGAUUCGGUUACAACGGUGGUAGUAAUAGCAGCAGUAACUUGCUAUCAUCUUCGGGGCCGGCCGUCAACGGGUUUAACAAUUUCCCAUCAUUCGGACGUUCCAACUCCGGCAGCGGAUCAUUUUUUCCAUCGCAAGCCAACCCUGCGAGUACCCAGUUUUCGGUCAACAACAGCCAAACUGGCUCGUUGUCACCUACGCUUGGAUCUUCGUCUAUCGGACACUUUCCCAUUGGCACUUUCAAUGCUAAUUCAGCUUUCAGCGAAGAAUCCAUCAAAAGUCCAUCAGCUGCUCACGCGGGUAAUGGGAACGUACAUCGCGAUGGAGGUUCCAAUUCGCCUAGCAAUCUCGGCAGUAGAGAGACAGGAAUAAUCGAAAAAUUACUGCAUUCCUAUGGAUUCAUCCAAUGUUGUGAACGCCAAGCCCGCCUCUUUUUUCAUUUUAGUCAAUUCGACGGCAAUAUUGAACACUUGAAAAUAGGAGACCCUGUUGAAUUUGAAGUGACUUAUGACCGCAGAAACGGAAAACCAAUUGCCAGCUCAGUUUCCAAAAUUGCUCCCGAAGUGGUUCUGAGCGAAGAGCGUGUUACUGGAACUGUGACAACGGAAUUGGGGACUGGGCAACAAGGGCGCAUAAGCUAUGAGAAUCGUGGCGAGUGUUUUUUCUUGCCGUACGGUAAAGAUGAUGUGGAAGGAAAUGUGACACUCUCUGUUGGUGAUAAAGUCAGCUUCCAAAUUGCCACUAGUCAUAGCGGUAACCUGGGAGCACGGUAUAUUCGUUUGGAAAAUCCAGCUCAUCCGGUUCGCUACCAAGGAGUUGUGUGUUCGCUGAAAGAAAGCUUUGGAUUUAUCGAGCGUGGUGACGUUGUGCGGGAAAUCUUCUUCCAUUUUUCUGAAGCCAAAGGCAUUGCGGAUACGAUGGAACUUGGUGACGACGUUGAGUUUACAAUUCAAACCCGAAACGGAAAAGAAGUGGCUUGCAGUAUAAUCAAGUUGCCUCCCGGAACUGUUGUUUUUGAAGACGUCAAUCCCGAGACUCUCAAAGGACAAGUAUUGAAACCCUUGGAGCGCGGGGCCAAUGUUGCCGCGCUUAAUACGGAGCCACUCUCGGGCAGAUUGCGCUACCGUGGACGUGAUCGUUCAGAAGUAGAAAUUCCAUUUGGCGAUAAAGAUCAAAAAGGCGAAUAUACACUUAGGCAUGGAGAUUGGGUCCAGUUCAACGUAGCCAUUGACCGUCGCGAUAAACUGGAACGGGCUACCAAUAUUGAAUUGCAGGACGAGUCAUUUGUUGUCUCAGGUGAAAAACGCGAAACAGGCGUGGUAGCCGCUGUUAAGGAUGGUUACGGUUUCAUAAAAUGUGCCGAAAGAGAUGCCCGUGUCUUUUUCCACUUCUCUGAAGUCAUUUCGCAAGAUGAGGAGGUGGAUCAAAAUUCAGAAGUGGAAUUCACAUUGUCGCAGGAUCAAACACAACCUAAUAAGCAAAGCGCAGUUCGGAUUAAGAUCUUACCUCCUGGUAGCGUGCAAUUCGAAGUAAUUACUCAGCGGAACAUUGUCGGAACGGUCACCAGAGAACCGUCAAGCAGUUGGGCACAGCGUAGUCCAAGUCGGGUGAAUGGAGAGAGAUCCGCAGAUGAUAUGGGUUUGGUAUCCUACCAGCUCAACGGAAUAAUGGAGCAUGUGCCCUUCCAGAUGAGAGAGUGUGACGUCCGCAAUAGCCCACGUCUGGGCGACGAGGUUGAGUUUGACUUGGCCCAAGUGAAGCGCACGAAGGAGCAUAUUGGUUUGAACAUUCGCAUAGUACAGCGUGCCCAAGUCAACAAGUCUGGCGGCAAAUUUUCCGAAAACGGCGAAAACACUAAAAACGAAACCCAACACUCAAAUGGGGAGGGUACCAAGGUCCACAAAGGAUUCAUUGCUUCUCUGAAGGAUACGUUCGGUUUCAUCGAAAACCUUGCCCACGACAAGGAAAUUUUCUUUCAUUAUAGUCAUUUUGAUGGAGACGCUGAUUCGUUGGACCUCGGGCAUGAAGUACAGUACACUUUAACUGGUAAAACUCCCUCAUCUGGAAAAAUAUCUGCUGAAAACGUCAAGUUGUUGAAGAAAGGAACCAUUGCCCGACAUGCGGUUGACGAAGAGAUAUUGGACGGUAUUAUCGUUCGCCCAUUGAGGAACGUUAAUCCCGAUCAAGCUCAAUAUGCCGGUCUGGUUAAAUUGGGCGCUGACAUAGAUGCAGAAGAAGUGUCAUAUGAAUUUGGCAUCACGAGCUUGGCCAACAAGAAAGACUUUCUUCAACGUGGCGAUCAAGUUCAGUUUCAAAUCGAGCGAACUGAAGACGGCAAGGAAAGAGCUACUCGGAUACGGGUGGUCCGUAAAAAGCUUCGUUCUACAGUCGAUGCUAUUAAAGGCCAAUUUGGAUUCCUCAAUUACGAAAUGGAAGAUGGCAAGAAGCUUUUCUUCCAUCUUUCCGAAGUUAAAGAUAAUGCAACUCUUCUACCCAAUGAUACCGUUGAAUUCGUCCUUAUUACCAAUCAGCGUACAGGGAAAUCAUCAGCCUGCAACAUUGUGAAAAUGGAAACCCAACGUCCGGACUGGCUGGCUGCACGACUUCGUACCAUGUCGAUCGACGAAAACGGACCUCGCUUCUACGUCCUGAGGCAACCCAAAGGUCCGGACGGUACUCGAGGAUUUAAAAUUGCUCCUCGUUCAUCUAUGUCCAGCAACGGAGUAUCUGCCGCAAAAGCGAAUGGCGACUCCGAAGCUCUAGGCAAUGCCUGAAUGACAUCGAAUCGGAUAAGCUCCAUUUUUCGUAUCUUUUCAAUUCUUUAUCACUCACUUAUAACUUCGUCGCUGAACAAAUAACGAAAGAAAAAAAAAAGAAACUGCACUGAGAGAGGAGUCAUAAUUAAGUUCUUUCCACUUAUCCUCCACUUUUCUUGCAUUUGAGGUGAAGAAAGAAAAAGAUAACGUACAAUUCACAAAAAUAUCAAUAUUUCUUCUAACAAAAAAAAAAAAAAUCUACUGUAACGUGUUCGCAUCGAGGAACCGACUGUGAUGGGGUGGGACUUCAAGCGUGUUUUACAAAAUUAAAUAAGAAAAAAUCUAGUAGUGUGCGAACUUCGUUGUCAUGACCGUUUUUUUUUUUUCGUUUUUUUUUUUCGUUUUUUUUUCGUUUUUUUUUAGUUUGCGAACCAAAGUAUCAUUUUGCCAUAUAUGAAAGUGGGUUUCUCGAGAAAGUCAAAUUUCAACUGCUAAGAAUAAGUAGGCAAGAUGUAUUGAAUUGUGCAGACGAAAUCGAGUGAAUGUUCUUUUUCCUAUCGCUGGAACAAAAGAGGCCUGGUCGCAAUCGGAAAAAAAAAUGUCUGGCGCCUAGUCGAGAUGGGCUGACGAAAAUAAUGGGGAAAUUUUUUAUUUUUUUUUGUAACUGAAUAAGAUUGAGGCGAAGUGUUUUUUACCACCAGCUUUUCAGUUAAUGUAAAAUUCGAUGCGUCCCCUUCAGGAUAUUACCGAGCAUUGUUCUACAAUGCUCUUCUUAACUUCUCUAUUGGCCAGGUGACUCUUGCGAAAAGUUAUCCCUCGACUAACAAAUUCGAGUGAAACGAAAAAAAAAAAAAAAAAAAUUAUUUUUCAUUUCCCUUGAAAUUAGGUCCAACUUCUUGCGAUGAAAUUCCGUUGUUCCUCUCCGUACCACAGAGUCGGGCGUUCAAUAAAGUCCAACCCAAGUUUAUGCAAAUAAAAAAUAAAAUGAUUACACCUUGGCAAUUUCUCUUAUUUGAUUUCUUUCUCUCAUUGAGAAAGAAAUGAAAACUUUGUUUGUGAGGUUCAUAGCGGCCUCUAUUUGCUCCCUCCUUUUAUUUUUUCCACCAGAAUUGUUGUGUGAUCCUCAUCUUCUGCUGUUGCCUCUUCUGCUUAAAUUUUCUUCCCCCGAAAGUCGUUUUUCACCUGUUUGUCAAUGCAAAAAAUGGAAAGAGAAAAAACCCCCACUCUUCCACGAAUUGCUCUUUCGUCAACCAAAAUCACAUUAUAAGCAGAAUGAUAGUUUAGUAGUUUUUGUUCGAUUUCUGACUUUCGUUCUUCCAUUCUUUUUCUCGUCAACAAUUUGUCCUGGCGUGUACUCUCGCGCUGCAAUUCUGUCCCGAAUUUUUCUGCAUUAGCUUUCGUUUUAUAGCCAGUUUGGUUCUAGUUCGAUCACUUAAAAAAAUAACACAUGUUAAACAAGAUUCGUGCUAAACUUAUGCGAAAGAAACCAUCGAAAUGAUUGAUCAAGGAAAUCUUGAGGUAAAUUAAAAGAGAGUGAAUUCCAUGUCAACAACCUGCGAGUUUAUUAAUGUAGCGAAACAUAUGGCCAAUACAAGUUAAAUCAUUUCAACUCA